CUUUUUCACUCUCUCUCUCAUCAAAACUCCAAAAAGCAGCUCUGUGUGGUUCUCUCACUUUCUCUCUCUAUCGUUGUAUCGUUUGGCGUCUCAUCCGUUUAGCGAUUUUGCCCUUCUUUCUCUUCUUCUAUUGAUCCAGUUCAUCACUGUAACCAUGAGUGACCAAGGAGAAAAGACAUGUCCUCUCUGUGCUGAAGAGAUGGAUAUGACAGAUCAGCAGUUGAGGCCUUGCAAGUGUGGCUAUCAGGUAUGCGUAUGGUGUUGGCAUCACAUAAUGGAAAUGGCUGAGAAGGAUGAGACAGAAGGGCGGUGUCCUGCUUGCCGCAGUCCAUAUAAUAAGGAAAAGAUUGUUGGCACGGCAGCAAAUUGUGAAAAGAUGGUGAGCUCGGAGAAGAAAUUGACAUCUCGAAAGGGUAAAAGUAAAACAGCUGAUUCGAGAAAGCAACUUAGCAGUGUGCGCGUUGUUCAAAGGAAUCUUGUCUACAUUGUUGGUUUGCCUCUCAGUUUAGCUGAUGAAGAUCAGCUUCUGCAGCGGAAAGAAUAUUUCGCGCAGUAUGGGAAGGUUCUGAAGGUGUCUAUGUCUCGAACAGCUGCUGGUGCCAUUCAACAGUUCACAAAUAAUACAUGCAGUGUAUAUAUUACCUAUUCAAAGGAGGAGGAAGCAGUCCGUUGUAUUCAGGCCGUACAUGGAUUUAAUUUGGACGGUCGACCUCUAAGAGCGUGCUUUGGAACAACAAAAUACUGUCAUGCUUGGUUGAGGAGUGUGCCCUGCACCAAUCCUGAUUGUUUAUACUUGCACGAGAUUGGAUCGCAAGAAGAUAGCUUUACUAAGGAUGAAGUAAUAUCGGCUUACACAAGGAGUAGGGUUCAACAAAUUACUGGUGCCAUUACUAGUAUGCAACGGAGAUCAGGGAGUGUUUUACCACCAGCGGCAGACGAUUACUGCAAUGACAGCUCUGUUUCUGCAGGAAAACCUUUUAGUAAAACUGCUACAAAUAAUUCAGCAACCAAUGCGAGAGGCUCUCCACCAAAUAGCAGCCCUGGUAGAUCAGCUGCUCUUCCUGCUGGCGCUUUGUGGGGAACGCGUGCAUUAAAUAACCAACUGCCACCUGCCAGUGCACCAAGUUCUAAUGGACUGCCGCCUGCCAGUGCACCAAGUUCUAAUGGACUGCCGCCUGCCAGCGCACCAAGUUCUAAUGGACUGCCGCCUGCCAGUGCACCAAGUUCUAAUGGACUGCCGCCUGCCAGUGCACCAAGUUCUAGUGGACCUCUUAAACAGAAGGCUGAAAUAUGUAGCCCACUUACAUGCUCCACAGUUGUUGCCAAUAAUAGUCAGGUCUUGUCAUUGCCUGCCGAAGCAGGAAAGAAAGCUAUUCAUAGCAAAGAAAGUGGCAUUAGUCAAGAGAAACGUAAAAUAGACAUGUUAGAACCUGUUAAACAGUCUGUAGGAGCAGAUGAUGCAACCUAUAGUUCUGAAAAACCCGAUAUAGCCAUACGUCCUGCUUCUUCAUUUAUGAACAGUCAGUUUGAUAUCACCCCGUCUUUGAAGGACACAGAUAUACAUUUGAUCACAUCAUCCAGUGCUACAAAUACCUUUGAUCUUCCUUUGAUGUCCAAUGUACCUAGUUUACCAAAAGAUCCCUAUGAUGCCACAGAUGUUGAGGAGAAUGUAUGCUCAGAUUUUUCAUCAUUUAGCAUUGAUAAACAACAAAAGUCACAUGCUACCUAUGAGAAAUCAAGGGAGCUGUCGCCUUCUCAGACGAAUGGGAAAUCUGUGAUUUCUGCAGAUGAUGUUAUUAUCUCAAGACAAACGUCUGAUUUGAGACUGGAAACACAGGAUCAAGGAAUACAAGACACAACUCCUGAAAUGGAGGAUGAUUUGCUAUCUUUCAAUGCACAGAGACAUAGGGACCCUGAAGUAAUUUUAGAGAAAAGCCACUCAUCAAGUCCUUCCAUCUCUUUACACUCUUCAGGGCAGCUCAAGGGUUAUUCUUCGCAGUUUGCCAAUGGGGUUGGACCUAUUAGAGCCAACAUGCAAACUUUUGAUCAGAGAGUUGAUUCAGUAUUACAGCCUUCUAGUAUUGGAGAACUUCCUAAUGGAUACCCUGAAAAUCCAUUCAGUUGUGCAGGUAAAUAUUUGGGAAGCACUGAUGACACUUAUUAUUUGUCUAAUGAAAGUAAGAGGAUGCACUUGAAUAGGUUUGAAGGUGAAACUGCUACUGCGGAUCAUAGUACUAAUGCAGAUAGGGGAGAGAACAAUAUAAUAUCUAAUAUUUUGUCUAUGGAUUUCGACCCAUGGAAUGAGUCAUUAGCCUCUCAGAACUUGGUUAAGUUGUUGGGAGAAACUGAUAACCAACAAGGGUCUAGAGUAUCAAACUCAAGAAAAGUACAGAGCAGCAAUCAAUCAAGGUUCUCUUUUGCAAGGGAGGAAGAACCCAUGAAUGCAUCUACUGAUUCUCGUCCAUCUUUAAGUUACAUUGACAGAAGUUAUAGUCAUCGCCCUCUUGAUCAAGAUUUUCAAAAUAGCAGAAGUUAUCAGCUUGAUGGUUUUGGUACUCGCAAUGGUUUCUCACUAUUUAAUAAUCAGGAAUCUAAUGGUUUUACCAACAAUUAUUCUCACCUCUCCUCUAAUAAGCAAUCAGUGUCGAGAUCUCAGAUGACUGCGCCUCCAGGGUUUUCAGCACCAAAUAGGGCCCCACCCCCAGGCUUUGCAUAUGAGAAAAUGGAACAUAAUUUUGCUUCUCUCUCUGGUACCCACAUGCUUGAUACCACCUCCUUACUGCGCAAUGAAUAUCCAUCAAUUGGCAAUGUCAACAAUGGGGACAUUGAGUUUAUGGAUCCUGCAAUCUUGGCAGUUGGUAAAGGCAGGGUUCAAAAUGGCCUUAAUGGCUCAAGUCUAGACAUGUCUCCAAGUUUUCCUCCACAGCCAAGUGGUUUUGAAAAUGAGGCAAGACUUCAGUUUCUCAUGCAAAGAUCUCUCUCUCUGCAUCAGAAUCAGAGAUACACUGAUAAUAGGGAUAACUUUUUCAAUGAUGCUUAUGGAAUUUCUUCGAGGGUUGUGGAACAAACUCUGGCCAACAAUCUUUCCCCAUUUUCACAACUGAAUCUUCCCCAGGGUAGGAAUUCUGUGAUGUCAAAUGGCCAGUGGGAUGGCUGGAAUGGUGGGGUCCCAAGCGGAAAUGACAUGGGCAUGGCUGAACUCCUCCGAAAUGAAAGGCUGGGCUAUAACAAGCUCUUUAAUGGAUAUGAGGAACCAAAGUUCCGCAUGUCCAAUUCAGGCGAACUGUAUAACAGAACAUUCGGGAUAUAGAUGUGCGUCUGGGAUUUGUUCAGCUUGUUGAGCACAGUUGUGGGAGAAACAAUGAAUUAGAAAAAUCAUGUGUGACUAGCAGACGUGCUUGAGAUGAUCAAAGAUACAAUGAUGCUCAAAUUGUGGUAAUAACUCAAGGAUAGCUGUGAGGGAAUAUGAUCGAUUUGCCUUUCUAGAAGGAAGCUUGAUCAUGACUGUCUGAAUACUGCUUUCUGAUUGGUGAAGGAUGAAAUCCUCGAAAACAGGAUGUCCAUAAACCAACAGGUGAAAGCUGCUGAGUUCUUCGGGGCUCCACAAUUGUUUAGACAGGAAACCUUGCAUGAUUUAGUUGGCAGGCGACGUGGGAGUGGAGAAUCAGGUUAUCACACACAUUACUGGAGGCGUUGAGACACACAGCUCGUUUUUCUGAGCUUGCCUGCAAUAAUGCAAAUAGUAAAAGCUGAUACAAGUUAUAGAAAUAUAUAUCUGUUUAUACCGAACUUUCUCCUAAUUAUUUUUGGAAAAAAUGAAAUUGCUGCGUUAGCGGUGAAACAUCAUGGACAAGAUUAGUUGUGUUGUGUGGAGCCUGAUAUCUUGUUUCUUGACAAAACUGGGUGCUAUGAAAGAAA
Messenger RNA from Solanum verrucosum, 3918 nucleotides. Its product is annotated as general negative regulator of transcription subunit 4-like. Gene Ontology annotation, biological process: protein ubiquitination. Bases 155 to 3310 code for a protein of 1051 amino acids. The transcript has 14 exons. Gene Ontology annotation, cellular component: CCR4-NOT complex. The record is from RefSeq and is a predicted model, not a curated record. Gene Ontology annotation, molecular function: RNA binding; ubiquitin-protein transferase activity. Lineage: Eukaryota; Viridiplantae; Streptophyta; Magnoliopsida; Solanales; Solanaceae.